UAUGUUGAAAUCUACCAAAUCCUAAGGAAACUUCCUUAAUCUCGUUCCACUUUUAGUUUUCUUAUCUGUUUCCCCAAGAAGUCGAAGUCAUUCUCUUCUUUACAUGCGCUCUUCGGUUAUUCAUAUGAGGCGACAGGCGAUGACAUGUUUUUCUUUUUUUUCUUUCUUCUAAGCUUAAAGGAAGUUCUAUAGUUGCUGCACUUUUCUUGUUUCCCCUUUGAGGGCAGCCGUUUCCUUCUGUAAUCUACAGAAACACACUUAAUUUCUCAACUGGAUUGUUUUAGUUUUAUUUUGAAGCUCAACUGCAGUUGCUCCCAUUGCCACACAAUGUCUCUCAAUGCCUCCUUUCCACUCCUUAACCCUUCCAAGAAUGACCAGGCAUCAAUUAAGGACGCUGAAGCCAUCAUGAAAAACGUCUCCAUGGUCCUCUACGCUCUGACUGUUCUGCUUGGCAUCCCAGGGAACUCCAUGGUGAUCUGGGUGGUUAGAUUCAAGCUCAAGCUAAAUGUAACCAACGUUUGGCUGUUGAAUCUGGCAAUAGCGGACUUGAUCUUCUGCAUCACGCGAAUCUUAUCCCUCACCAAGAACCUCUUCUUCGACCACUGGCCAUUCGGCACCUUCAUCUGCAAGUUCAACGGCUUCUUCAAGUACGCUAACAUGUUCUGCUCCGUCUUCCUGUUGGCUGUGAUCAGUCUGGACCGAGCCCUCUGCGUCUGGCAUCCCGUCCUCACCAAGCGGCGUCGCACCAUAUGGGCCGCCAGGGUGGUGGCUUUCUGCGUCUGGUGCUCAGCGAUUAUCUUUAGCACUCCAUACUUUGUCUACCGCAAAGUCUACCUGGGGAAGAACAACCUGAGCAAGUGCUCUAUGGAGGUGAAGGAGGGGAACACCAUUGCUAAACCAAUUCUCUACUCAAUCCGUUUCCUCUGUGGCUUCAUGAUGCCUUUCCUGGUCAUCCUUAUCUGUUACAUCCUUGCCGCAAUUGGUAUCCGUCGAACCCGCCUCACAGGGAAGUCCCGCCCCCUGCGCAUAUUGGCAUCAUUAGUUGCUGCCUUCUUCCUCUGCUGGGCGCCAUACCACUGCCUCCUGCUGGUGAAGAUGGUGGACAGUAAGAACACGGUGGUGAAAAUCUGGCACCCUGUGGCGAAGGGUGUCGGCUACUUUAACAGCUGUGUGAACCCGCUGAUGUACUUCUGCAUUGGGCUGGGAGUGAGGGGGCGGUUAAGGCAGAGUCUGGCGGGGGUGUACAGGAGAGCUCUGGCGGACUAUGGGGAGGGACAGGUGACCCAAUCCCACGACCAAUCUCUGGAUGACAGCAGCGGGUCAAAGCACAGUACUGCUAUAGUGGCAGGAAGCAGUCUCACAACAGUGGAGGUAGCUAGAGUUUGAGUCUCUUCCAAAGUUUCCUGCAUUACUGGUGGUUUUUAUUAUUAAGUCACACUGGAAUGACAGUUGGAGUGUCGUUAGCAGUCUGUGAUUUAGAUCAAAUCUCUCACAUAUGUUUAGAUCAGCUAACUAAUUCAUAAUUGGAUCGAUACAAUUAUGAUAACCUCCCCUCUAGAGUUAACACAAAUGACACAUAUUGAUUAUGACAAAACAUAGCAGAAACAAAAAGAGUCAUUUGUUAUGUUUUUAUGUCUUUUAUAAGAGAUUUUACUAAAAUAUUCUGUACCGUAAAGGAACCCAUUAACACCAACAUCCCCGGUUGUCAUAUAUGCUGUGUCCCUAUAUUUUUUUAACAGGGCAUUCUUUUGAAAAUAUCCACCAAGAAAGUCUAAUUUACUGUUUAUUGUAUGUUCAUAUGUAUAGAAGUAUUCAUAGUACUUGUUCUUGCAGACCAUGAAAGUUGUAUUAAGUGCCACGGUGAUAUAUUAGAAGGUAAAAAGGUUGGUUAUAAUAAAAGGAGUAGUAUAACGUUUUUAACUGACUUUCUCUGUAUUUGUAUAUAUUGGUCAAAGCAAUCCUAUGUCUAAACUGAAGACCUCAUGAUGAAGAGAAUCAUCGGAUCGAUGUUGAUAUACUGAGAUCGGAUUCACAAUUUCCUGUAAACUGUGUUGUGAUGUUUGUUAUUUAUGUCACAGAUGCAAAGUGGAACUGUGGUUAGUCUGGAGGAAUAGGAAAGACGAGAGGGGGAAGUGAGACUAUUCAAGGGAAAGCCAGUUAUAACACUGAAGGAAAGAUGAAAUGAAACUGUACAUAAAAUCCACUUGAAAAACUAGACGAGCUAGAGUGCAGAUCUCUGACAUGUGUGUCUCCAGGUUAACUUUUCCAACACCAGCCCAAAACUGUCCCACAAGAGCACGGAAAUAUAUUUGUUUAAUUUGAGGAGAAACCCUUCCAAACCAAAAAUGUGGUUUCUCUAAUUUGUAAUCCACCAACCAACCACCAAACCAAGUGGCUUGUGUUCUUUCAAAGCAGGCCACUUAAUGAGCUGGUUUCUUACAGCAAAACACAGCUAAGAAACGACAGAAUAUGUUGUCAGUUCAGAAGUUCCGUUAGCUAUUAGCUGUUGCUAUAAGCACACACAACAUAGAGUAAAGACAGCACCACUCAUGACGGUUUUAAACAGACAAUAAAAUACAUUUUUCAAAACAUUUGAAUCAUCACAACCCAAGAAGUCCUUUAUCAUACAGUGAUAAAUAAGUUCAACAAUGAUUGAUCUUAUUGGUCCAGUAAUAUGGGAGAUUAGCCAUGGAAAAGGAGGAAAUGUAAAGCUAGCAGCGAAAGCAAGAUGCCUUUGUGUCAUUUGGUUUAUAUGCAUAUUAUGUGUUCUACCAUCAACAUUUUGUGUUCUACCAUCAGAGUCCAAAGGGUUUCAUGAGUGUAAUUGUAUGCUCUGUGGGCAGAUCAUUUGUUUCUGUUAUGGGACACAUGCAUAUGGAAAAUAAUAAAAAUCAAGCCUUGACCAACGCCACAAACAUCAGUCCUUAGCAACAGGCUCAUAAAACACAGCAGUACCAGCUCUUCAGAUUACUUUCUCCUCACUAAGAUACACAUAUAUGCCAUCCUGCUGUUUGUCUUUAAAGGUUUUAUGGUACUUCUGUUCUGCUGAGUACUGUAGCAGCAGUAUUAUGAUGAAGCUCACAGUGUUACACUUUGAUUUAAAGUUCACAGCAUAGAGGAAUAAUCAGCUUAUUUCACACUUUUUUGUUGUACAUUUCUUCAAAACAUCUGUAUCAUAUAAUCAUACUGUAUUACCUUUUAAAUACUGUAACAUGCAAAAUUAUUUCACAUCAUAUUUAAACUGUUUUAUUGUGCAAAGGUGUCAACAAAGAGGCAAAAAGCUGCAACGUUACCAGUGAUGGUGGUCCAAGAUCAUUUAAAGAUUGUUGUAGAGUUUUACUUUUGCUGUCUAUUCGCUGGCUAUACCCAAGUGCAUAAUUGGCAUUGUCAUAAUAUAAUACAUUUUAAAAAAUGUUUUCAAAGAUUUCAGUUUGGUAAUUUUCUCUCCAAAACAGCAACUUGGUGCUUUGUCUGAGGCUAAAACUCAAUGAAUGUAGUUAUAUCUGCUUCUAUAGUACAAAGUCUUCAAGAAAUGAGUUUGUCUCUUGGUAUGAAAUGUGUCGUAAACCUUUGGCAUAAUGUAAGUAGUACAUAGCUCAGCAACAUAAAUGGCUUGAGGAUGAAA
This is a messenger RNA of Gymnodraco acuticeps, 3625 nucleotides long. RefSeq names its product C3a anaphylatoxin chemotactic receptor-like. Gene Ontology annotation, biological process: positive regulation of cytosolic calcium ion concentration; inflammatory response; phospholipase C-activating G protein-coupled receptor signaling pathway. Gene Ontology annotation, cellular component: plasma membrane. The coding region runs from base 328 to 1386 and encodes 352 amino acids. The transcript has 3 exons. The record is from RefSeq and is a predicted model, not a curated record. Gene Ontology annotation, molecular function: G protein-coupled receptor activity; complement receptor activity. Lineage: Eukaryota; Metazoa; Chordata; Actinopteri; Perciformes; Bathydraconidae.